Molecule: messenger RNA, 2069 nt
Organism: Gadus chalcogrammus (walleye pollock)
Lineage: Eukaryota; Metazoa; Chordata; Actinopteri; Gadiformes; Gadidae
Exons: 11
Coding region: 127-1065 (312 amino acids)
Cellular component (GO): membrane
Source: RefSeq, a predicted model, not a curated record
ACACACACACACACACACACACACACACACAGGCGGGCAUUCACAGUCCAGGAAGAGGAGCAAGGCUUAAUUCCCUGUCAGACCGCAGCUCGUGCGUUGAGCAUCUUCCGCAAGGAUUCUGUUGGAAUGGAGCCCAAAGUGGACGGAGUUAGGAACGACUAUGGGUUCAAUCCACCGCCUUACAACGCAGGCUACGGUUCCGACAGGCCUUACCAAAUUGGCUAUGAGGCGCAGGUGGAGGCGGGGAAGUCCGGCAUCGCGGUGGUGUACCCCCCGGGGGGCUACGACAACACGGCGUAUCCCCAGGGCCAGGCACCGUACGGGGGCGUGCAGUCCCCCGACAGCCCCCCCGAGUACCGGGUGGAGGAGGAGGAGGAGGAGGGGGAGGAGGAGAACUGCUUCAGCGACGCGGGAGUGAGAAGAGGGUUCAUACGGAAGGUGUACCUGACCUUGAUGAUUCAGCUCCUGGUUACCGUGGGGAUCAUCUGCGCUUUCCUCUACUGGGACGCUCUCAGGCAGUUUACCUUGUCCACCUACUGGUUCUCCUACUGCAUGAUGGCGGUGGUGCUAGUAAUGAUCUUCGUCUUCUCCUGCUGCGUUGGCAUCCGUCGGCGGGUGCCCCUCAACUUCAUCGCCCUGGGCCUGUUUACCAUUGCCGAGGGUAUGAUGCUGGGGUCCCUAACAGUCUACUAUGCAGCGGAAGCAGUUCUCUGGGCCAUGGGGGCGACGGCCCUGGUGUCCUUCUCCCUCAGCGUGUUUGCCAUGCAGUCCAAGUGGGACUUCACCGCAGCCAGGGGCUCUCUGUGGGCCUUCGGCUGGACCCUGGUGUCUUUCGGAUUGCUCUGCGCGAUAUUGAGAUCCCAGUACCUCUACAUUAUGUACGCAUGUAUUGGAACCCUGCUCUUCUCCAUAUACUUGGUGGUGGACACCCAGCAGAUGGUGGGAGGGAAGAACCGGAAGUACUCGAUCUCACCCGAGGAGUACAUUUUCGCCGCCCUCAACCUGUACCUGGACAUCAUAACCCUGUUCCUGCUACUGCUGCAGCUCAUCGGCCUGUGCCGCUGAGCCUCUGUCGAGACCUGGGUUUGAAUGAUGCGUGUUAAGUGAAGGCACGGCCAUCUUUAAUCAAUCUCGCCGUAAACAGAUUUAUCCCAGUUUAUCGCACUUUUGUGUUUAACGACGAGCAAUGCACUGACGCUGGUUUUCCCUUCAAUGGCACUUUUCCCUGUCCGUCGGGUUUAAUGGUAGGGUUUCUUACGUGAUUUGAUGGUAUGGCUUUAAUGUGUUCUGCACUGAGGUGUCUGUCUUUCUAUAUAUUAAUUCCCAGGAACACUUAUGGCUAAUAGUUGGUUGAAAAGCCGGGUGUGGGAACAAUUAUUCAAAAUGCAUUACACGGUUGUCAAGAGGGGAAAUGGAUGUAAAUAUUGCAUACUGUUCUUACAAUUUGCUGUUAUUUUUGUUAUGUGCAAAAGCCGUUAUUGUCUGUUUGCCUGCCAAGCAGCCCUCCCCUUCCUCUACCCUUCUGUACAUGGAAACCCUGCAUCUGGGAUUUCAAUGCAUUUUCCCAAUACGAUCCCUCCAAACUCAGAGGGCCAUCAAUCCCUCACCCUCCAGAAAUGUUGUGUCUCUCCCUGACUGACGGUUCUGUUGGACAGGUAGGCCUUUCCACCCAGAUAUCCCCCUGCUUAAUUGCAGAUAUUUCUGCUUAGUUGGUUUAAAGGCUGCUCUUGGUAGAAACAAAAUGUAUUCCGCUGCACUACAGCAGAACGGUUUGACCAAGGCUCAUUAGCCGAAAAGGGGCUGUCCGCAUUAGGGAACAACUCUUUCCCCUGGAAGACAGCUGAGGGGCUCUUGAAUUACCAUUAUGUGUAUCACAGACUUUUAAUGACUUUCUAAUACAAUUGCAUAGGAGCUAAAGUGACAUACCCUUACUUUAAUGCAAAUGUAUGAGGAUAGAAAUAUUCAUCAUCCGUUCCUAUGUUAAUUCUCGGAAAAAAAAACACCACCUUCAAUAAAACUCAACUCAUUUUAUUGGCAUCAGCACACUUUUUUUUUCCUUUCAUAUAAAG